Messenger RNA from Magnolia sinica, 465 nucleotides. RefSeq names its product large ribosomal subunit protein eL39. The record is from RefSeq and is a predicted model, not a curated record. Gene Ontology annotation, cellular component: ribosome; cytosolic large ribosomal subunit. Gene Ontology annotation, molecular function: structural constituent of ribosome. The coding region runs from base 137 to 292 and encodes 51 amino acids. Lineage: Eukaryota; Viridiplantae; Streptophyta; Magnoliopsida; Magnoliales; Magnoliaceae. Gene Ontology annotation, biological process: translation. The transcript has 3 exons.
ACUCGCACGCUCAUCUACGUCCUCAUCCGUGCCAUCUUCGACCUAUAAAAAGCGGGAUUCCUUUCUUGCAUCAUGGUUAGGGUUUUCUCUCGCGCCUCCUGCUAGGGUUUUCAGCGGCUCUCUACCUCGAUCGAAAAUGCCGUCGCACAAGACCUUCCGCAUCAAGAAAAAGCUGGCGAAGAAGAUGAGGCAGAACAGGCCAAUCCCUCACUGGAUCCGGAUGAGGACUGACAACACCAUUAGGUACAACGCGAAGCGCAGGCACUGGCGCCGUACAAAGCUAGGGUUCUGAGGCCCUUGAAGGUUUUCCCUUCUUAUAUCGUCGAAUUAGGGUUUUGAUUUUUGAUAAAAGACAUGAAAUCGUAAUCUGUUUUGUUUCUUUCUUCUAUUACUCCUUUGAUAUUUGCGGGAAACGUGACUUAGACUGAUUUUUCGGUAAUGCGAUUGCCAAAGGAUGGUUUGAGA